This is a messenger RNA of Aspergillus brunneoviolaceus CBS 621.78, 1134 nucleotides long. RefSeq lists its product as uncharacterized. The transcript is spliced from 2 exons. Bases 1 to 1134 code for a protein of 377 amino acids. NCBI's taxonomy places the organism in Eukaryota, Fungi, Ascomycota, Eurotiomycetes, Eurotiales, Aspergillaceae. The record is from RefSeq and is a predicted model, not a curated record.
AUGGCUGAAUUCAAGCAACCAGUCCGACCGGACUAUCCUAGUCAGAAACCCAGCGCUCUCCCCGAGCCCCCGUACCGUCCAUACUGGGAACGAAGCCCAGUUCAAUACGCUCAGGAUCUCCUUGGAUACUCGGAGGACCCGAUAGAAUACGACCACAACGACCGCGACUACUGGGACAACUGCUUCUUCUUCCCGGAGGACUGUUCUUGGUCCCCGCCGAAAGACUGGGUCAUCGAGGAACAUAUCAGCAGUAGCAGCAGCAACACCGCACCAGAAGCUUGCCACGAACCGUCCACGGACAACACAAUCGCCAUGAUUCCCGGACUUCCGGAUAUCAAAAUGCUAGAUGCGGAGGCCCUGAGUGACCUGCUAGAAGACAACCUCUCACCUCCCGAAAUUACAUCGAUAGUAGUCUUUUCUACCAACGGCGCCAUCUUCGCCUACGCCUCGACCCUGUCAUCCCGCCAACUCCGCAAUCUAAGCGCCACCUACGGCGCAGCCUAUACCUGCUACGCAAAGAAUGCCUCGACAGGCAACCUCACCGGCGUGAACCCCGCCAGCCAUCCUUCGUCAUACGUGACCACUCCCUCCGUAUCUCUCGGCGACGUCGGAUCGAUUGUCUUUGAGCUCGACGACUCGGUUGCCGUCGUCACCCCAAUAGCCGACAAGGUCCUCCUGGCCGCCAUCGGACCCUCCAGAUUGGGCAGCAACAGCGCCCAGGAUGCAUCCGCCAGCACCACAAACGGUCACACACACGCAACCCCGAACGGCUCCACGCACCACCACCACCACCAUGCAUCAGGCGCAAACACCCCCGACUCCACCUCCAACAACACCCACAAUGUCCGCACCUACGCCAGCGUCGUAUCAUCCAACACCGGGGGCGGCCGAAGUAACGGCGCCAGCGCUCCAGGUGGUGGUGGCGGGGGCGGCGGUGACACAAGCGACUCGCAAACAGACUCGCACCUAGAGACCCAAUACGAGAUCGACCGCAGUAGCGACCUUGCCCGUUUGGCCACGCUGAACCUCUCCGCUGCGCCGGAGAUCCUUCUCGCCCUAGAGUCCAAAUCCGCCGCCUUGGGUCGGUUCCUAAGCCAGAAGCUAGAAGACCUAGAAAGUCCGGAGGACUUCUAG